This is a messenger RNA of Ectocarpus sp. CCAP 1310/34, 744 nucleotides long. The record is from the annotation of a GenBank genome assembly. Lineage: Eukaryota; Phaeophyceae; Ectocarpales; Ectocarpaceae.
AUGGGGCUGAUGGAUCAGGGUUACGAGUGGUCUAUCUCCCUUCUUCCCCAGUGGGCCAUGGUUAUCGCGCGGAGUCUCAAGGACGCGGCGCGGCUAGGGAGCACGACGACCUCUCUGCUGCUGAGGAGGAGCGAGGACCUGGUAUGCCACAACCUCAUGUGCGCCAAGAUAGGCGAGGCCUGCGUCUGUCGGCUGGCCGUCCACUUGUCCCGGCUGGGGAAGCUGAGGGAGCUCGACGUUGCCGAGAACGACCUCGGCGUCCUGCCGGAACCAGUGUUCGAGUUGCCGGCCUUGGAGCAUCUGGACGUCAGUGGGAACGGUCUCAAGGACCUGCCGGCGAGCGUGGCCGCUCUCUCCAGCCUUCGUACUCUUCGGCUGUCGGACAACGCUCUCACGGCCCUGCCGAAAGAGCUGGCCUUGCUCCCGUUGCUGACAGAAGUGCACAUCGACGGCAACAACGGGCUAGGCAGCAGCGACAGAGUGGUCGAGGCGUUGCGGCACAGACCGCAGACGACCAUCGUUUUCGGCGACGCAGGAGAUGACUCUCGAAGACGUCAAGAGGAUGCUUCGGCCUCCUCGACGUAUAGAUAGCGGCGGCCCCCGACACGAGAAAUUUCAGUGUCCCGACAAAGUGCAAUGGUUUGUGGUUUUGGUUACGGGUUGAUACGAGGAAGCCUUUCCAUCGCUUUAGAUUCCCGGUACUAGCCUCCGGUGAUUCGUUCUUCCCGAUUUUUACAAGUUUGA